Micromonas pusilla CCMP1545 is the source of this 1149-nucleotide messenger RNA. RefSeq lists its product as uncharacterized. The record is from RefSeq and is a predicted model, not a curated record. NCBI's taxonomy places the organism in Eukaryota, Viridiplantae, Chlorophyta, Mamiellophyceae, Mamiellales, Mamiellaceae. The transcript has a single exon. The coding region runs from base 1 to 1035 and encodes 344 amino acids.
AUGGCGCGGGGGCUCGCGCGCGCGGUGUCGCUGCUCCUCGCGGCGGCGCUGUCGCUCCUCCCGCGCGUCGCGCGCGCGCAGGAGUGCACGCCUCUGAGCAGCAUCUCCAUCUUCAUGGUGUUCCAAGAGGACAACCCCGAUCAGGUCUUCUUCAGCGAGAACGGAUGCCUCAGCGGCGGAGGCCGCGGGACGGGAUGCUGCCCGGGAAGCGAGUGCGCGGUCUGCGAGCCGAACCAGGUCACGUCCGUGUCCGGCAAGACGAUGAAGUGGAACAGCUGCAUGUGCGAGCCGUGCAAACCCGGCAGCGUGCAGUUCCGCGUCGGGCAGUCCGCGUGCGUGGAGUGCCCCGCGGGAUGGUACCAGCCCCUGGAGGGGCAGACGGAGUGCCAGCAGUGUCCGAGCGGGACGUUCAAUCCCUCCACGGGGAGGUCGGAGAACUGCGUGCUGUGCCCGCCGGGAACGUUCAGCAAGUCCGACAUCCUCGCCUACCGCGAGGCGACGACGAAGCUGUACCGCGGACUGAACACCGAGUUCGACGAGACCGCGGGCGCGGUCGUGUGCACCAACUGCGCGGCGGGGACGUACCAGCCGAGCGCGGGCGGAAGAAACGCGGAGGAGUGCCUCCCGUGCCCGCGAGGGACGUACAGCGACGCCGGCGCCGCGGAGUGCACGCUUUGCCCCGCGGGGUUCUAUCAGCCGCACGCCGGGCAAGCCGGCGCGGGGUCGUGCCUGCCGUGCCAGGCUGGGAAGUGCAGCGACACGCCGGGGUCCGUGGACUGUUACCAGUGCUGCCCGGUGGCCAACCUGCGUUGCGACGCGUAUCUGAAACGCGCGCAAGGGUUCUACGGCACCGUGGACUGGUACGGCAACGGCGAGGACCCGGGGGAGAACAUCGACGACAUGUACGACAUAUUCCUCCUACAGCUGUGUCUGAGAGGGUGCGAGACGUACAGCGUCGCGAACUGGUGCGCGACGGGGACGUGCACGGGUAUCUCGGACGCGUUAGCCGCGGCCAUCGCCGCGAAAGGAAAUUGAAUCGACGACGGACGGAGGAUUCUUCUAACUACACGUAGUGUCCGUGGUUUCACGAAGGUAGUUUGCUAGCUAGCGUAGCUAUGUUGUAGGUAGUCGUAGCGUGAUGUGGGCGUG